AACCUAUGGAUUCCACAUCUCUAUAAAUACCUCUCAUUCUGAUCUUCUCUUCACUUCACUCCCAAACACUCUCACCUUAAAAAUCACUUUCUUCUUUUUCCUAGUAGCAACUCUUCAACCUUAUUGAAUAUAUCUGUCCAGAUGGCCAGCGUUCAGGUUCAAUCCGCUCCAAUAACAUUGCCAGAGAAUGAGACACCAGAGGUGAUCAAGACAGAGGAGGAGGUAACCCAAGAAUCUGCACCAGCUGCCCCUGAGCCAGUAGCUGAUAAGCAAUCAGAGGAAGUAUCCGCUGAUGCUCCAGCUGCAGAUGAACCUGCGGUGGCUCCAGCGGAAUCAGAAGCUCCUGCCGAGGAUGAAAGCAAUGACGUGGCAGAAGAAGCAAAGGUGGAGACAGAGAAGGCCACACCAGCGGCGUCAGAAGAGACUCCCGAGGCGAAGACAGAAGAGAGUGAUGGUAAGGAUGAAACCAAAGAGAGUGUGGCAGACGAAGCACCAGCAGCUCCUGCUGUGGAAGAGAAAAAUGAUGAAGAAGAGAAGGAAGGCAGCACUGAGGUUCCUGUGGAGAAGACUGAGGAGUAAAUUAGUGGGACUCCCAUUAUAUAAGUGAACAAGGGUUACUAGACAAAGGUGCCGAUGUGUGCAUGUCAAAGCUGGCGAGUUUCUGUUAAUUUAAUGUUCAUUAAUUUAGCAUAUUAUUAUCAAAGAAAUGAUGGAUUUGGAUGGUUUUGAAGUAAAGAUGCUCUUCAGUCAGCAUACUUUCCAGCAUGGGUUCCAUUAGGGUCAAUCGCCUUCUAUGUUGCGAUCUAGUUUUUUUCUGUUUUGUCUCUCUUAAUAAUAUUAUAAUUUGUUCUGCUUC
Messenger RNA from Ricinus communis (castor bean), 856 nucleotides. Its product is annotated as major latex allergen Hev b 5-like. Bases 142 to 579 code for a protein of 145 amino acids. The transcript has 2 exons. NCBI's taxonomy places the organism in Eukaryota, Viridiplantae, Streptophyta, Magnoliopsida, Malpighiales, Euphorbiaceae. The record is from RefSeq and is a predicted model, not a curated record.